GCAAACAAUAACUCCCCCCGCCACUGCCGCAGCAGCACUUUCGCGAUGGGUGCACCUUCGAAUCCCAGACCGCUUUUUUGCCAAAGAAACAGCCGCGCGCUCUGCUUGCGAGCGGAGCGCGAGCCGUCACCGCCCCGAGAGCCGACAGGAAAGGGAUGAAAGGCUUUGGAGUCCUCGGGGGCGGGUCCAGAUAUGCAGAUGAGAAGGCUCGCACUUUGACGGCUAGAACGCCGUCAGGAGCCGGUUGUAAGUGGCUUCAGUCGAGGAGAAGCCGAUCCGCCGACUGUUGUAACAGCCGGCUUCAGGGCGCGGGAAGCGAGCCCUCUGGAUCGUUGGGGCGCCUCAGAAAGCCUUCGCGUUCCAUCCGGAUUGUGCGCGGACAAUCCCUGGCGGGGAAUAUGGCGAGUGUCAGAAAUGGAAUCGGGGGAUGGAGCGGCGGCGGCGGCGGCGAGGAGGAAAACUUUGAAGAUGCCUUUGAACACAUCCCAGUGGCUGCAAAAAUGGACAUAAAAUGUGCUUUGGAAGAGUGCUCAAUGGCAAUAAAUUUAUUUCUUAAUAAUAAAUUUUCAGAAUCUCUGGAGUUACUUCGACCAUGGUCUAAAGAUAGCAUGUAUCAUGCCUUAGGUUUUAGUACUAUAUUAGUUUUUCAAGCAACAAUGACAUUUGAACAACAGGAUAUCCAGAUGGGACUUUCUACAUUGAAAGAAGCUUUACAAACUUGUCAAAAGUUUAGAAAAAGAAACACAGUGGUGGAAUCAUUAUCCAAUUUAGUUUCAAAACAGCCUGUAGAUCAGCUGAGUGAAGACGAAAUGCAUGCAGAACUCUGUUAUGCUGAAUGUUUACUGCAGAAAGCAGUCUUGACAUUUAUACAGGAUGAAAAUAUGAUCAGUUUCAUCAAAGGUGGCUUGAAAAUCAGAACAAGUUAUCAAAUAUAUAAGGAAUGCCUUCAGGUUCUGCAGAUGGCCCAAAGCAGCAAAAUCAGGAAUGAAAUAUUCCACCAGUUUGAAGGGGGUGUACAAUUAGGAAUAGGAGCUUUCAAUCUGAUGCUGUCCCUUUUACCAGGAAGAAUUCUCCGACUUCUUGAAUUUAUUGGGUUUUCAGGCAAUAGGGAACUUGGUCUUCAUCAGUUACGGGAAGGAGCUUCUGGUCCCACUUUACGAGCAGUAGUAUCUACUUUUAUCUUGUUGCUAUAUCACUGCUUUGUUUCAUUAAUCCUUGGAACAGGGGAAACCAACCUCGUUGAAGCAGAGACUCUUCUUCAACCUUUCCUUCAGAAGUUCCCAAAGGGUGCCCUCGUUCUGUUUUACGAUGCCAGAAUCAACAUACUAAAAGGAAAUUUUGAAAAGGCUGAGGUAACAUUCCAGGACAGCAUUGCAGCUCAGCAAGAGUGGAAACAGCUGCAGCAUCUCUGCUACUGGGAACUGAUGUGGUCUUACUCCUUCCAGCAGAAUUGGCUUCAAGCAUAUCGGUAUGCAGAUCUGCUUUGCAAAGAAAGCAGGUGGUCAAAGGCAAUAUAUGUGUUCCAGAAAGCUGCUAUUUUGUGCAUGCUUCCUGAUGCUGAUGUGAAAACAACAGGAGAAGAUAUUGUAGCUUUGUUUCGGCAAGUAGAAGGCCUAAAGCAAAGAAUUGCAGGAAAAUCUCUCCCAACUGAAAAGUUUGCUGUGAGAAAAUCACGACGCUAUGGGACCUCUCCUCCUGUGAAACUAAUAGUGCCUGCUCUGGAAAUGAUGUAUGUCUGGAGUGGGUUUUCAAUUCUUGGAAAGAGAACUGACUUCACUGAAAACAUGUUAGUAACUAUUGAAAAAGAAGAAACCCUUUUAAAAAAUGAAACUCAUCACAAUGAAUAUUACAUGGAUGAUGUAUGCUUGUUACAACUACUAAAAGGAAUGUGUUUGAAGCAUUUAGGAAGACUCUUGCAAGCAGAGCUCUGUUUCAGCCAAGUUAUUCAAAGUGAGAAGCAAUUAAAGUACGAUACCUACUUAGCUCCAUAUUCAAUGUACGAGUUGGGUCUUCUAUAUAAACAACAGGAUGAAAGAGGAAAAGCUAUAAGAUGUAUAGAAGCUGCAAAAAACAAUUACAAGGACUAUUCCAUGGAAUCCAGGCUACAUUUCAGAAUCCAUGCAGCACUUAACAGUAUGAAAGUGACUCCUGCUCCAACACCAUGAUGCCUUCUGAGGUUGAUGUGUAACAUGUCUGCACAAGUUAAUGUUUGAAAGCCUACAAAAAUCAUGUAAAUGAUGUAACAAGAAAUGUAGUUUAUAUUUUCUAUCAUUUGUGAUAAUUGAAAGUCUGCCUCAUCAUUGUGAAUGCUUCUUUUUUCUAUGGUUCACAUCCAUAUUUCUGCUUAACAUUUUAGAGGAAAUGUUAUUUUGUUUAUAGAAAGAUUAAUGCUUGACAAUAGGGGAAUAUUAAAAAUUGCUGGUACAAUAAAGAGUAAUUCCAACAACUUAUUUUUUUAUGGAAAUACUAAUAUUGUUUAUGCAUGAAACUGUACAAUAUGUUUGGUAAUAAUUUCAGCACUAUGUAAAGGCUUGUAUUUCUGCAAUACCUUUAUUAUGUAAUAGGAUUAGCAAAAAAAAUUGGCUGCUGGUAGCCCUAGACGAUGCUGUAUCUGGAUUUGAGGUUUAGUUUUACAUACCAAAGACUGAAUUACCAUAUUGUAGCCAAAAUAAUGCUUCAAGUCAUUUCAUGAAUGUUAACUUGCAUUCAGUGCAAUAUCCUGACCCUCUCUCUAAAACAGUGGUUCUCAACCUUUUUAAUGUCGCGACCCCCAACCGGUCGUAAGUCGAGGACUACUCAACUGGUCGUAAGUUGAGGACUACUCAACCGGUCGUAAGUCGAGGACUACUCAACU
Messenger RNA from Crotalus tigris (Tiger rattlesnake), 2854 nucleotides. It is a transcript of the gene TTC39B, whose product is annotated as tetratricopeptide repeat domain 39B. The record is from RefSeq and is a predicted model, not a curated record. The coding region runs from base 156 to 2165 and encodes 669 amino acids. The transcript is spliced from 19 exons. Lineage: Eukaryota; Metazoa; Chordata; Lepidosauria; Squamata; Viperidae. Gene Ontology annotation, molecular function: protein binding.